AUGGGCGCGAUGUUGCAGCAGUCCGUCCUCGAGGAGGAGCAGAAGCAGCUGCAGCAGGCCAUGGAGCAGUCGCGCUCCAGCGUGGUGCGGGGCGAGCUCGCCGCGCCCUGCGGCAUCUUCGGAGCCGCGGAGGCGGGCUCCGCUGUCAAGGCGGUGUCCGGCGCCUCGUCGUCCUCAGCGUCGGAGCAAGACAGGUGGUCAUCCCAGUACCCAGAGAGCGUCUACGCGGUGAUGUCGAUGGGCUUCCCGCUCGAGAAGUGCAUUCAGGAACCCAACCGCAUACCACUUGGUCGGGGACAACCCGGAGGGCAUCCUGGCCUUCUGUUGCCAGGCGCUGGGCCUCUGAGACCCCCGGCGCGCGCCGCGCGCGGCGCCGGCGAGCCACGGGCUGCGCUUGCGGCCCAAGGGCCCGCUGGCUGCCCGCGGGCGUUGCGGUUCCCCCCCGCUCCCUCGCCUUGUGGCCCCUCCCUGCCACGCCACGUCUCGAGCCCCUCCCCGAUGGGGGAGAGGACGAGGCGCCCAGCCUCCACUCCCCGCUGCGGCAGCCUUCCGCGCCGGUGCCCCUCGGGCAGCGCGCGGCCUGGUCCAGCGCAGAAACAGCGCAGCGCGUGA
Molecule: messenger RNA, 612 nt
Organism: Prorocentrum cordatum
Lineage: Eukaryota; Dinophyceae; Prorocentrales; Prorocentraceae
Source: the annotation of a GenBank genome assembly